UGUUUUGAUUGAAUUUCAAGAAAUUUGAUUCAAAAAUGUCGCGAAAUAUGAUGCUGACGGACGAACAAAGCAGAUUGAAUGCUCGCCUGGAGGCGCACAUGGUGUACAUAUGCCCUGAGUGUGGAAAGGCCUUCCGGACACAGGCCGAGUGGCGUCAGCAUCUAAAUACAAAACACGACUAUCUGAAGAAGACCUAUUCGGACUUUAACUUUAUCGAAAUCGAUGAGCGUUUCCAUGAGUGCCAGAUCUGCUUUAAGUGGGUGGAAAAUGCACACAAGACAAUCGCUCUGCUGCAGUACCAUUAUUUCAUGCACUUGGACCACAGCGAAACAUAUCGCUGUGUGCACUGCCGCAUGGCAUACACCAGGAGACGUGCACUCAAUGGCCAUCUGUUGGACACGCACAUUCGGGAGAUUGAAAAGUACGAAGCGAAGCUGCGACAAAUGAAAAGGAAUCCGAACCCCAAUACAUCUGCCACGACAACGGUUGCGGGACGACUGCUACCGAAACGUCGCGGUCGUCCGCCAGGGACAGUGGGCGCCAGACGUAGGGAUCUGCUACAAAAGGCCCUAAUGGACAUUGAUUUGCAGGCAGAGGAGGAUAAAUCCUCCCCAAACAAGCCGAAUGUGAGUGAAGUAAACCUGGACAGAUGCCUGACGGCGUACGAGGAUAUUGUGCGCAAGGAGGAGGAACAGACUCCCAAGGACGAGGCCGAUUUGGAUGCCCUUUGCCAGGAGUUUUUCGAUGAUCCCGAAGCCGCCGAAGCAGAAGAGGAUGCGGAGAACAAAGAGAUGGUCAUCAUUGAGAUCGAUGCUCUUGGCAAGGAUGAAGUGGCGCAGCUACAGAAGGAAAUGAAGACAGAUCCAGAGAAUUCGGCGGGCGCUGUUGGUGCAAACAGCGUCAAACGACGACGCAUUUCCGGCAGCCCAAAUCGAGAAUCCGAUACGGAAAUCUCCACCAGCGGCCUCAUGAAACUCUUAACCUUUUUAUGUCCGAAAUGCGGCAAGGAGGUCAACUCCAUGGAUGUGUGGCGGGAGCAUGUGUUCGAGAAGCACGACUUUGAGCAUUACAUUGAGAAUAGCUUCAAGAUCCUGGAGGCUGGACGCAAGAGCAUGUGUCUGCAGUGCCACGAGAUCCAGCCCACCACCAAGAGAUCCGAGCUGCAGAAACAUUGCUUCAAGCAUCUGCCCUAUCGAUCAUAUCUCAAGUGCACCCUUUGCAAUCGCACCAAGACCAGUAUGUCCAAAAUGUUCAAUCACGUACGGUACAAUCACCAGUCGGAGCUGCAGCGCAAGAACAAGACACAGCUGCUCAUCAAGACAGAGCCCAAAUGGAUCAGUCCCAACCACAAUCGGCAUUCGGUCAAGAGAGAAAACGUGGAAGAAGGCUCUGCCGAUGAGGAGUGCUACACCUGCAACCACUGCCACAAGUCGUACAAGACCCAAUGGCGCUACCACCGACAUCUGGCCACGUGUACAAGAGAAAGCAGCGGCAGCGGCAGUGGCAGUGUGCGCCCUGCUACCCCCAUACAAGCGGGCGUUGAUGCCCUGAUGAGUCAUUUGCGUGAGGGACGAAUGCGCAUGAAUGAUAUUUGGAAAACGAUGCAAUUACAGAAGUUAUAGAUAGUCCUGAAUCGUAGAUUAAUUCAAAAACUGUAUGUGUAGUACCGAGUAUAAAAAAGAAAAACAAACAUACAAGAUUUAUGCAGUGGA
Molecule: messenger RNA, 1712 nt
Organism: Drosophila persimilis
Lineage: Eukaryota; Metazoa; Arthropoda; Insecta; Diptera; Drosophilidae
Exons: 2
Coding region: 36-1622 (528 amino acids)
Biological process (GO): regulation of transcription by RNA polymerase II
Cellular component (GO): nucleus
Molecular function (GO): DNA-binding transcription factor activity, RNA polymerase II-specific; sequence-specific DNA binding
Source: RefSeq, a predicted model, not a curated record